AUGAACAUACAAACUGAAACGGACGCUUUUGGUGUAAGGCUGGGCGCACACCUGAAGAGCAAAACUGCUCCGAGCAGCUCGGAACAUUUUGGAACAAAUUCAUUUCACACUGGCAAAACAGAACAGAACAAGACACCAGUCGUCAAGAUGAGUUCUGACCAAGACAACGUCGUUGUGCCGCUUAUGUGGCAAUUUUUAUUAAAUUGCGAAAGUAGCAAAAACAAACUUUGGAUGCAUGAAAUAAAUAAAAAAAAAACUGUUAGAAAAUAA
Molecule: messenger RNA, 270 nt
Organism: Cinara cedri
Lineage: Eukaryota; Metazoa; Arthropoda; Insecta; Hemiptera; Aphididae
Source: the annotation of a GenBank genome assembly